Messenger RNA from Arachis stenosperma, 1725 nucleotides. RefSeq names its product berberine bridge enzyme-like 26. Gene Ontology annotation, molecular function: oxidoreductase activity; FAD binding. The transcript has a single exon. Bases 37 to 1623 code for a protein of 528 amino acids. The record is from RefSeq and is a predicted model, not a curated record. NCBI's taxonomy places the organism in Eukaryota, Viridiplantae, Streptophyta, Magnoliopsida, Fabales, Fabaceae.
UUGCAAUGCAUUGGUAAGGUAGGAAGGAAAACCAAAAUGACUAGAUCAGUUGUAAACUUAGUUCUCCUAUCUGCCACAAUUUUCAUCUCAAUUUUCUCUGCAUCAUCAUCAGGUUCGGCUAGCCAUGAAGAUUUCCUUCAAUGUUUUCAGUCCGGUCUAGGAGUUAACACCAACACAAGUUCAGGAAUAGUCUUCACCAAAACCAGUUCUUCUUAUGAACCUAUCUUGGAUGCUUCUAUAAGAAACUCAAGAUUCUUGGCCACUUCAGUCCCAAAACCAAACUUCAUUGUCACUCCACACAACCUUUUCCACAUCCAACUAGCACUGCGAUGUUCCAAACACAGCAACCUCCAAGUCAGAGUUCGAAGCGGUGGCCAUGACUAUGAAGGCCUCUCUUAUGUCUCUAAUGUUCCAUUCAUCAUCAUUGACCUUUUCAACCUCAGGUCCAUAACCAUUAACAUGGAAGACGAAACAGCGUGGGUUCAAUCAGGUGCUACUCUGGGAGAACUCUACUACGCAAUUGCGAAUAGAAGCAAGGUCCAUGGCUUCCCUGCUGGGAGUUGCGCUACAAUUGGCAUUGGAGGACACUUGAGUGGAGGUGGAUUUGGCACCAUCUUCAGGAAAUAUGGCCUAGCAGCUGAUAAUGUGAUCGAUGCGCAGAUAAUCAAUGUUAAUGGGACGAUACUGAACAGAAGAGCAAUGGGGGAAGAUCUGUUUUGGGCCAUAAGAGGUGGAGGAGGUUCAAGCUUUGGUGUCAUCACAGCAUGGAAGAUCAAGCUUGUCCAAGUUCCAUCAACAGUUACCAUCUUUGAGGUUUCAAGGAAUCUUGAUGAUGGUGGUUCUGAGAUUUUCACCAAGUGGCAAACCGUUGCUCCAAAGCUUCCUGCAGAACUCUUUCUUCAUGCAGUUCUUGGAGUUUCCAAUUCAGCUUCUCGACUUGGUAAUAAAACUGUGGUGUUUUCUUUCACGGGAAUGUACCUUGGAACCGCAGAGAACCUCCUCCCUUUGAUGCAGGAAAGUUUUGCAGAAUUCGGGUUGAAGCGAAGCAACUUCACUGAGAUGAGUUGGAUUCAAUCUGUUCUUUAUUUUGCAGGUUUUUCAGUGGACCAGUCCUUGGAGGUCUUGCUCAACAGGAACAUAACAUCAUCAAGUUUCAAAACAAAAUCUGAUUAUGUAACAGAACCGAUUUCAUCUACUGGUUUAGAAGGGUUAUGGAAGAUGCUGGUUUUGGAGGAGUCACAAUUCAUGAUCCUGACACCAUAUGGUGGAAUAAUGAGUGAGAUUCCAGAAUCAGCAACUCCAUUCCCUCACAGAAAAGAUAUGUUAUAUGGAAUCCAAUAUUCUGUUAGUUGGGAUUCCAAUGAAGAUGCAACUAAGUACAUAAAAUGGAUAAGAACACUCUAUGAUUACUUAGCGCCUUAUGUGUCAAAGUUGCCAAGGCGAGCAUACUUGAAUUACAGAGACCUUGAUUUGGGCGUGAAUGGUCCGAAUACAAGCUAUGUUGAAGCACAAUUUUGGGGCCUCAAAUAUUUCAACCAGAACUUUAAGCGGCUAGUAGAAGUGAAGGCUAGAGUUGAUCCUGAAAAUUUUUUCAGGAAUGAACAGAGCAUUCCACCUUUGUAGAGGUAUCAUCAGUGCCCACUAAAAAAAGAAUAUACAAUAGAUUAGUUACCCAUAAUUAUUUCAUAAUCAUAAAUAAAUGGCAUACCCUGUUUUGUUCCUUAA